Penicillium riverlandense is the source of this 1542-nucleotide messenger RNA. RefSeq lists its product as uncharacterized. Gene Ontology annotation, cellular component: plasma membrane. Bases 1 to 1542 code for a protein of 513 amino acids. Gene Ontology annotation, molecular function: allantoate transmembrane transporter activity; dipeptide transmembrane transporter activity. Lineage: Eukaryota; Fungi; Ascomycota; Eurotiomycetes; Eurotiales; Aspergillaceae. The record is from RefSeq and is a predicted model, not a curated record. The transcript is spliced from 6 exons. Gene Ontology annotation, biological process: allantoate transport; transmembrane transport; dipeptide transport.
AUGUCUUUGAAUCCUACUGUCGAUGAUGAGAAGAUUGUCGUGGCGGCGGACGGCGCUGCUGUUGCGGCAGACGGCAUCUGCGAGGUAUUCAGCGAUGACGCGCUGAAGAGGAAAGUCUUGAAGAAGAUUGAUAUGAUCAUUUUGCCUAUGCUGUGCUUCGUUUUCUUCUUUCAAUAUCUUGACAAGCAGAGUCUCGCUUUUGCUGCGGUGGAGGGCUUGGAGACCGACCUGCACCUUGUGGGAACACAAUACGCAUGGACCUCUGCGAUAUUCUACGUCGGCCAACUGGCUUCCGAAUUCCCCUUUAUUUACCUGAUGUCUCGGCUGCGCUUAUCGAAGUUCGUGGGAGUCACGAUUGUUAUCUGGGGCGGUGUCUGCAUGUGUCUGGCUGCUCCAAAAACUUACCACCAGUUCCUCGCUGUCCGUUUCCUCUUGGGUGUCAGUGAAGGGGCUGUCAGCCCGGCUUUCAUCACCAUCACAAGUAUCUGGUACAAGAAAUCGGAGCAUCCGCUUCGCAUCGGGUGGGUUGCCCCUCAUCUGCCGUCUCCUUGUCCAGCGUAUACAAGCACUAAUGCCAUCAUGUUGUUUAUCAGGUGCUGGAUUACUUGCAACGGUCUCGCAUCCCUCCUGGGAAGCUUUCUUAUGUACGGCAUCGCUGAAGGUCACAACCUCAGCAUCGCGCCCUGGAGAGUCAUGUUUCUCAUCUGUGGUGCAAUGACUUCUUUUAUAGGACUGAUUUUCUUCUUCGCCAUGCCCGACAACCCGGAGACCGCCUGGUUCCUGACGGCCGAGGAGAAAGUUGCGGCAGCUCAGCGCCUUGCUGAAGAGCACGACGGAGGUGACAAAACCGACUUCUCUAUGAAGCAGCUGAAAGAAUCUAUCCUCGACUUCAACUCUUACGCUGCGCUCUUUUUUGGUAUCCUGGUGACAGCCCCAGCACCUGUUUUGAGUUUUGCCACGCUCAUGAUUGAACGUCUCGGGUAUACGGCUGCUCAAACUCUACUGUACAAUGCUCCUUCCGGCGCAGUGCAGAUCGUUGCCAUCUGGGCCGGCGUUCUCGGCUGUAUAUUCUUCCCGAACAAACGAUGUCUGGUCGUUAUCUGUCUGAUCUUGAUCCCGAUCGUUGGCUGUAUCUUGCUUGUUGCCCUUCCGUUCCAUGGCUGGGGUAUCAUCGUUGGAGCAUGGCUGGGUGGAACGGGAUCGUCUAUAUUCACUAUUACUAUGAGCCUGAACGCCUCGAACGUCAAGGGCAAUACGAAGAAGUCCAUCGUCAAUACGCUCUACUUCAUCGGCUACUGUACUGGCGGCAUUGCAUUCCCGCAAUUGUGGAGUUCCAAAGAUGCCCCCCGAUACACCAACGGUCUGAUUAGCUCGCUGGUUGCCUGGGGUUUGUUUAUUCUCCUCAUGCUCACUUACUGGCUUGUUGCCGUUAUGAGAAACAGGAGACGCGUCAAGCUCGCCCAGGAAGGGUACGCCAGUCCUUUUGAGGCUGGAGCUGACGUGACAGACUUCCAAGACAAGUCGUUUAUGUACACCACCUAG